This is a messenger RNA of Etheostoma cragini (Arkansas darter), 415 nucleotides long. Its product is annotated as polypyrimidine tract-binding protein 1-like. The record is from RefSeq and is a predicted model, not a curated record. Gene Ontology annotation, biological process: regulation of cell differentiation; regulation of RNA splicing. Lineage: Eukaryota; Metazoa; Chordata; Actinopteri; Perciformes; Percidae. Gene Ontology annotation, molecular function: mRNA binding. The transcript has 3 exons. Bases 41 to 415 code for a protein of 124 amino acids. Gene Ontology annotation, cellular component: nucleus.
UGUGUGUGUGUGUGUGUGUUAAGGUGUUUAUGGUGACGUGAUGAGAGUGAAGAUUCUCUUCAACAAGAAGGAGAAUGCUCUGGUUCAGAUGUCCGACUGCACCCAGGCUCAGCUAGCCAUGAGCCACCUGAGCGGCCAGCAGCUGCACGGGAAGCCUCUGCGCAUCACGCCGUCCAAACACACGAGCGUGCAGCUCCCCCGCGAGGGCCACGAGGACCAGGGUCUGACCAAGGACUACAGCAACUCCCCCCUGCACCGCUUCAAGAAGCCCGGCUCCAAGAACUACUCCAACAUCUUCCCCCCCUCGGCCACGCUGCACCUCUCCAACAUCCCUCCUUCUGUUGUCGAGGACGACCUGAAGAUGCUGUUUUCCACCUCAGGAGCGUUGGUCAAGGCCUUCAAGUUCUUCCAGUGA